Messenger RNA from Rotaria sordida, 1152 nucleotides. NCBI's taxonomy places the organism in Eukaryota, Metazoa, Rotifera, Eurotatoria, Philodinida, Philodinidae. The record is from the annotation of a GenBank genome assembly.
AUGACCACCAAAACAAAUCUAAAGCGAAUCCGAGAGAUUCUUAUUACAGAUAAUACUAAUGAAUUUACUGAUAACAUUUCUGAGGAUGAUGAAUCAAAUUCUGAUCCAGAUUAUUCUUUUUCUGAUACUGAAUCAGACGACACAUCCACUGAUGAACGUAUUUCGAACGAAGAAGAUUCAUCUGAUGCUCAUAUUAGCAACGAUGAUACACAAAUAAAUGCACAACCUGAAUCAAUAGAAAAAGGUGGUGUAUCGUGGUCAACACAGCGGCCUACAGUUCAAGGUCGUGUACAUGCCAUCAACAUAAUGAAGACAAAACCAGGUCCUGUUACUCAAUUACCACAACAUUUCAUACCAAGUGAGAAUCUUACUAUUGAUGAACAAUUAGUACCAUUUCGAGGUCGAUGUUCAUUUGUACAAUACAUGCCGAAAAAACCCAGUAAAUAUGGACUUAAAUUCUGGGUACUUUGUGAUGUUGAUAGUAGAUAUGUAUUAGCAUUAGAAUUAUAUACUGGAAAAAUAGGUAAUGUUAUCCAACGAAAUCUUGCAACAAAUGUUGUUUUACGAUUGGUAGAUCAAUUACCUAAUAAGGUUAAACAAGGUCGUAAUGUUACUUAUGAUCGAUUUUUUUCUGAUUUCCACUUGGCCCAAGCUCUGUUGGAACGCAAAAUGACCUCACUUGGCGUUGUUAAUCAUAAACGUUGUUUCAUUCCCAAUGAAUUGAAGGUUAUUCGAAACGACUUGUACUCAUCUUGGUUUUAUUUUGCUGGUCAAACUAUGAUCUUAUCAUAUCAAGCAAAACAAAAAAAACCACCAGUUAUAUUAUUAUCAACAUUACAUGAUUUUCCUGAAAUAUUGGAUGAUGAAAAAAAGCUUCCAGCCAUGAUUCAUGAUUAUAAUGAAACAAAAAUUGGAGUGGAUGUGGUAAAACUCGCGCUUCAAUCUCUUGGUUAUGAAUUGAAACCAGAAAUUUCAUUAGCUCAAGUUAAUACAAAUGAUGUUAUUAAGAUAAAAAAAAGAUGUUAUCUUUGUCCAGUAAAUCCUGGUCGCAAAGUUCGACAAAGUUGUGAUAUAUGUCAAAACAAUGUUUGUAAUUCUCAUUCAAGUAGCAGCACAACAGUCAUUUGUCAAGAAUGUGAAAAAAUGAUGUAA